AUGACGGAGGACUUCAAAUUCACUAAUGAGGAUUGCAUCUACACCCAAGGCAAACAUGGCCAGAACGUCUCGUUCUCUGAGAAGGUACACAAUAAACUUGACUUUGAUUGGCGAUGUGCUGUUGUUGUUAAGCUCAUGGGUAAACCAAAUUCUACAAACACCUUCGAUUUCAUGCUGAAAGGAUUGAGAAGGAAAUGGCAAGUCAAAGGGGGCUGGCACCUCAUUGACCUUCCUAAUGACUUCUUCAUUGUCAAAUUCAAUUUGGAAGAUGAUAUGAAUAGCGCGCUGUGUGGGGGUCCCUGGAUUUUGGCUGGUCAAACCUUAAUUGUUAGGAAGUGGAGACCGGAUUUUGAUCCUCUGAACGAGUUUAUUGGGAAAAUGGCUUUAUGGGUUAGAAUCUGUGGGUUCCCUGUCAAAUACUUUAAGGAUUAUUUUGUGGCUAAGAUUGGCAGCAUUAUAGGUGAUGUUGUUAAGGUCGAUCAAGUUACUCUUGGUCAAGCCAAAGGCAAAUUUGCCAGAGUUUGUAUUGAAGUUGAUCUAAGCAAGCCCUUGUGUCCUUUUGUGGAGGUGGAAUCUGUUGCUUACCAUGUUGUUUAUGAAGGAAUUUCAAUGAUCUGCUUUGAGUGCAGUUGCUUUGGUCACUCUAAGGAUAAAUGCCCCAUUAUAAUUGCUAGGCCAAAUGCUAAUCCUCAAGCUAAUGAGACUGUCGGCAACUCUAUUGACUAG
Molecule: messenger RNA, 726 nt
Organism: Rosa chinensis
Lineage: Eukaryota; Viridiplantae; Streptophyta; Magnoliopsida; Rosales; Rosaceae
Exons: 1
Coding region: 1-726 (241 amino acids)
Source: RefSeq, a predicted model, not a curated record